GGCGUUUAAUGGUUACCGCCCAAUUUACCAUGGCGCUACCGUCGAUAGAGAUUUGUUUCUUUUUCCAGUUCUCAGCAACCGAAGCGACGACCAAGAGGUGAAAGCCGAGCAUGUCACCACCGACAUUCGACAAGGGCAUCGGGCCUGAAUCGGUUACGGUCCAAGAGAAUGUGGCUCCGCAGACGACUGCAACAUCCGCAGGGGCCGACAAGGGUUCUCACGAUGCCCUCAACAGUCAUGAAGAGGCCGGGGUUGGCAGAGUAGAAGCCUUCAACAAGGCGAUGUACCGGUCCGGGAAAACGGGCAAGGUCUUGCUCUGGCUGCUGGGGAUCUCAAUCUGGUUGACCAUGUUUGCGUACGCCCUCGACAUGGGCAUCACCACCAGCAUUUUUGGCACCCUGGCCACCUCGACCUUUGGUCUGCACAGCCAGCUCGGCGCCGUCAAUACUGCCAGUCAAACCAUCCGUGCCAUUAGCAAACCAUUUAUUGGAAAGCUGGCCGACAUCACCUCGCGGCCAACGACCUAUAUCACCAUUCUAGCGUUUUACGCCGUGGGGUUUGCUGUUGCCGCGAGCGCCAAAAGCUUCGCGUCGUAUACAGUCGGUAUCUGCUUCACCUCGAUUGGCAAGUCGGGUCUCGACCUCCUCAGCGACAUCAUUGUUGCCGACUUGACUCCUCUGGAAUGGCGUGGCUUUUUCAGUGCGUGCCUUUCCCUCCCCUUUGUCGUCACGGUGCCCAUCAACGGUUUCAUUGUCGAGGGCUUCUCCGACAACUGGAGAUGGGGUCUAGGUAUGUUCGCCAUCCUCGUGCCAGCUCUUCUCGUGCCCGCCAUUAUUACUUUAUACGCGAUGCAGCGCCGUGGCGAGAAAGCAGGCAUGGUCACCUUGGCCGACUCAAAGGAUGUUCGCACUGGCGCCGCCGAGAAUACGCCCAAGAGCUUUAAAUACUGGGCAAAGCUGGCCUUCCAGGGUUUCAUCGAAAUUGACAUUAUUGGUCUCAUCAUCCUUGGCUUCGCCUUCUCCCUGAUCCUCUUGCCCUUCAGCCUGGCUGAAGAUUCCGACGGCGGUUGGGCCAACCCGAGCAUGAUUGCCAUGAUAACUGUCGGAUUCGUUUGUCUCAUCAUCUUCAUUGCCUUUGAGGUAUUCAUCGCGCCCAAACCCAUCAUGACCAAGCGAGUGAUCAAUAACCGAGCUUUCGUUGCCGGCGUGAUCAUUCACACCUUCAACCAGAUGGCCUCGUCUGUCCGCAACACUUACUUCUCAUCCUAUGUCUACAUCAUCAAGGAUUGGACUAAUUACCAGUGGACCAUCUUCCUGGGUGUCACGACCAUGGGGCUCUCCCUGAUCGGUCCCUUUGUAGGCUUGAUUCAUCGAGCCUCUCAUCGCUACAAGAGCGUCAUGGUGUUCGGUGGCGCAGCCAAACUGGUUGGCUACGCCAUCCUGGUCCAAUCCAACGGCAUUAUGACCCAGGAUACUGCGCGCCUUGUUGCUUCGCAACUCAUCUUCUGCCUCUCCUCGCUGAACGUCGUCGGUGCCCGCGUUGGCGUCCAGGCAUCUGUCCCCCAUGAGGACGUGGCAUCUUUGAUCUCCAUCAUCUCUCUGUGGUCUACCCUAGGAUCGAGUACCGGAAGCGCCGUCGCUUCUGCCAUCUGGACUAACCAGAUGCUCAAACAGAUGUACAAAGAGCUGCCUGACGUGCCCGCCGAUACCGUCACUGAGAUUUACGGUGAUAUCAAAGCUCUCCGCACGGGCUAUGAUUUCCUAGACCCAAUUCGCCAAGGCUCCAUCCGUGCCUAUGCCAUUGUCAAUGGAAACAUCACCGUUGCUUCUAUCUGCCUCGCCGCCGUUCCGUUCAUUGCCUCUUUCUUCAUGCCUAACUACUAUCUCGGCAGACAGCAAAAUGCCAUCAACAACAGAGGUGUGGAUGGGGAGGUUGUGGAUGUACCAGAUAAGCAUGAACAUAGGCAAGGGGAACAACGUGAAUCUAUGUCACUAUGGCAAAGAGUGUUUGCUUUGUACCGCAGGUAAAUUUACAUUCUUAAGGUGCGGCCCACAUUUGCAGAGUUCACUAUACUCGUUAUAUCAGAUAUUUUCGUGGGGAGAAUGUGGAGGCAGCAUGUUGGCCGAUCAAGUAGGCAAUUCAGCAUACAUGACCCCGAUCACCUGUUUCUUUAGCUAAAUAAAAUCAGUAGCUGGGAUUUCCCGCCACGCGUCAUCAGCCACGCGUACCCAAAAUACCCAAAGUUGGCAGACGCAUCGAACUAGCGGUGUUCAAAUGUAGGCAUCCAAUUGACAAUGUUAAAAAACAUAAAGACUAAAUACAUAAACCGAGAAACCAACUCAUGAAUGGAUGGAGUAGAAGUCGUAAACGAAGGGAGGUAGGUAGGCAGGUAGGAAGGUAGGUGUAUUAUACACGCCCGGGGCCGCG
Molecule: messenger RNA, 2427 nt
Organism: Aspergillus versicolor CBS 583.65
Lineage: Eukaryota; Fungi; Ascomycota; Eurotiomycetes; Eurotiales; Aspergillaceae
Exons: 1
Coding region: 111-2027 (638 amino acids)
Biological process (GO): transmembrane transport
Molecular function (GO): transmembrane transporter activity
Source: RefSeq, a predicted model, not a curated record